Molecule: messenger RNA, 711 nt
Organism: Peromyscus maniculatus bairdii (prairie deer mouse)
Lineage: Eukaryota; Metazoa; Chordata; Mammalia; Rodentia; Cricetidae
Product: splicing factor U2AF 26 kDa subunit-like
Biological process (GO): mRNA splicing, via spliceosome
Cellular component (GO): U2AF complex
Molecular function (GO): metal ion binding; RNA binding
Source: RefSeq, a predicted model, not a curated record
AUGGCAGAAUACUUGGCUUCCAUCUUCGGCACCGAGAAAGACAAAGUCAACUGUUCAUUUUAUUUCAAAACUGGAGCAUGCCGUCAUGGAGAUAAAUGUUCGCGGUUGCACAAUAAACCAACCUUUAGCCAGACCAUUGCCCUCUUGAACAUUUACCAUAACCCUCAAAACUCUGCCCAGUCUGCUGAUGGUUUGCCCUGCACUAUGAGUGACUUGGAGAUGCAGGAGCACUAUGAUGAGUUCUUUGAGGAAGUCUUCACUGAGAUGGAAGAAAAGUAUGGACAGGUUGAAGAGAUGGACGUCUGUGACAACCUAGGAGACCACCUGGUGGGGAAUGUGUAUGUCAAGUUUCGUUAUGAGGAGGAUGCAGAGAGAGCUGUGAUGGACUUGAAUAACCGCUGGUUUAAUGGGCAGCCAAUCCAUUCAGAGCUGUCCCCAGUGACUGACUUCAGGGAAGCCUGCUGCCGCCAAUAUGAGAUGGGAGAGUGCACAAGAAUGGGCUUCUGCAACUUCAUGCAUCUGAAGCCAAUCUCAAGAGAGCUCAAAAGGAAGCUGUCUUGGUGCCAGUGCAAGAAGCAUAGAUCCAGGUCCCGAUCCUGGGAAAGGCGUUCUCCAUCCAGAGACAUUAGGCAUGGUGGCAGCAGAGGAGGUGGAGGACAAGAGUAUGACAGUAGGCAUUCCAGAUACCUCAAGAGAGAUGAGAGAUUCUGA